Enterobius vermicularis (human pinworm) is the source of this 3687-nucleotide messenger RNA. The record is from the annotation of a GenBank genome assembly. NCBI's taxonomy places the organism in Eukaryota, Metazoa, Nematoda, Chromadorea, Rhabditida, Oxyuridae.
AUGUUUCAUUAUCGCUACUUUGUCGAUGAUUGUUCCGCAACAACUCUGCAUCGAGUUGAAACAGUCCGGAAGGCGGCUAUUUUUGGCAGCUGCUCGUCGGACGUGACAAUCGACGUGGAAAACUGUUACCAUCUUAUUGUUGAAGCUAGCUGUAAAGAUGAGUUUGAAAAGCUAUACUAUGAACCCCUUAGCUGGUUGAUUUCAGAGAACUUCUCCUGUAAAGGGUUGAGGAAGCAGUCGAGGUUUUUAAAUGAGUCAGAAGUCAUCGAAAUUGGACCACGUUUGACUUUUACAACACCAUUCUGUACCAAUGCACUUUCCGUCUGCAAAGCUGCUGGGAUAGUUGGUCUGAAGCGUAUGGAGGUUUCAAAGCGUUAUCGGAUUCGCUGCCCUUCUAGGACUUUUGAUAGAGAAAAAAUUCUUCCGUUAAUUCACGAUCGUAUGAUGGAGUGUGUGUAUGAUCUGGAUACAUCUUUCGCUAGCUGCUGUGUUCCAGAAAAUUAUUAUCAAAUCGAUAUAAUUACUUCAAAAGAUAACCUUAGAAAGGCGAAUACGUCGUUAGGCCUCGCUCUGGACGACGAUGACAUUGAGUACUACUACGAUUUAUUUGUUGAUAAGCUCAACCGGAACCCAACUGAUGUGGAGAUGUAUGAUUUGGCUCAGUCGAACAGCGAACACAGUAGACACACGUUCUUCAGGGGAAGACUUAUUAUCGACGGCAAAGAAAGGAGGAAUUCUUUAAUUAAAUCUAUUAAAUGUACUCAGGAGUACUCCAAUCGAAAUAACGUAAUUGCAUUCGCAGAUAACAGCAGUGCUAUCACUGGGUUUGAGACGUACUGCUUGAAAUCUGUGAAUCCAGUGAUUUUUGCAGAACUUGAUUAUUUUCCAUCUCUUCGUCAUAUAAUCUAUUCUGCUGAAACGCACAAUUUUCCCACAGGUGUGUGUCCGUUUCCAGGAGCGGCUACUGGUACUGGCGGUAGAAUUAGGGAUAUUCAUGCAACUGGACGUGGGGCACAUGAGAUCGCUGGAGUCGCUGGUUAUUCAGUUGGCAACCUGCGUCUGGACGGCUACACAUUUGGAUGGGAGGAUAAUUUUGAUUAUCCGCAGAAUAUGGCUAGUCCGAGAGAAAUAUUGAUUGAAGCAAGUAAUGGAGCGAGUGACUACGGUAACAAGUUUGGUGAGCCAGUAAUUUGUGGCUUCGUGCGCGUUUUCGGACAAAAAUUGGCUAAUGGUGAACGGUAUGAGUAUGUGAAGCCUAUCAUGUUUUCUGGUGGCAUUGGAGCUAUCGAGGACAGUCAAGUAAAAAAGUUACUACCAGAACCAGGAAUGUGGCUGGCGAAGAUUGGUGGACCUGCUUACAGAGUCGGCGUAGGGGGUGGUACUGCUAGUUCUGUGCAAAUUCAAGAUCGUGCUAGUGCACUGGACUAUGGUGCUGUGCAGAGAGGCGAUCCAGAAAUGGAACAAAAACUUCAUCGGGUUAUUCGAGGGUGCGUUGAGUUGGGUGAUGAAAAUCCUAUCAUUUCCAUCCAUGAUCAGGGAGCUGGUGGGAACGGGAACGUCUUGAAAGAAAUAGUUGGGAGUGAGGUCGGUGUGAUCAUUGAAGCUAACAAGUUUUGUCUGGGAGAUCCCACUUUGUCAAUCCGCGAGUUAUGGUCUGCUGAAUAUCAAGAAAAUGAUGCUGUAAUUAUUCAUCCUGAACGUAAAGCCACUCUAGAACUAAUUGCCAAACGCGAGCGGUGUAACGUAUCUUUCAUCGGGCAACUGAAUACCAGUCAGAUGGUAACCAGUAACCAAUUACAGAAUUUUUCGUUAACGUCGGUAAAAAGCGUGUUGAGACCUCUGGAAAUACCCUAUAAAUUAACAGUUAUGGAUGCCCUAUCGCUUGUUUUACGGCUGCCUUCGGUAUCGUCAAAACGCUAUCUUACUAACAAAGUGGACCGUUCCGUAACUGGUCUUAUAGCUCAACAACAAUGUGUAGGCCCUUUAGAAACUCCUGUAGCGGAUGUAGCAGUGGUUGCCUUAUCUUACUGGGAUAGAGUAGGUGGAGCUGUUGCGGUUGGAGAGCAACCAGUGAAAGGGUUAAUCAGCCCUGAAGUUGGUGCACGUAUGUCACUCGCAGAAAACAGAGUAUUCUGUGAACUAAACAACUCUAGCUUCACAUACAAUUGUCCUGGGAAUUGGAUGUGGGCUGCAAAAAUGGAUGCAUGCGAUGCUCUCUGUAAAGCAAUGAGGGAGAUAGGAGUAGCUAUUGAUGGCGGUAAGGAUUCGCUUUCAAUGGCUGUUGGAAACGAGGUGGUGAAGGCACCUGGCACUCUUGUCAUUAGUGCCUAUGCUCCAUGCGCAGACGUGACGAAAGUUGUUACUCCUGAUUUAAAAGGCAUGCCUAGUCGCCUAUUAUAUGUUCGUUUUGGUAACGGAGGUUUCAUUAAUCGCUUAGGAGGUUCUGCUUUAGCCCAAUGUUUAAAGCAAGUCGGGGAUAAUGCAAGUGAUGUAGAUGAUUUUGAGAGAUUUGUUAAGGCUUUUGACAUAGUUCAGGCACUGGUAAAAGAGGGUCGCAUUUUAUCUGGUCACGAUGUAAGUGAUGGAGGGUUAAUAACUUGUGCUUUAGAAAUGGCAUUUGCGGGUAACCGCACUGUAAACCUGCAGAUCAUGUCAGCUUCAGGUACUCCUUCAGUUUUGAGUGCAAAAAGUUGUCGAGACAAAUGGUUAUCUUCUGCAUUUAGAUGUGCUGGAAACUCUGUCACUGUUGCGGUAAAUUUUAAUGAAGUUUUGUGUGAGCCACUUUGGAAGCUCCGUGCAUUAUGGGAAGAAACAAGUCAGAAACUUGAGCUGUUACAAACAAAUAAGGAAUGCGUAGCGGAACAGGAAUUCUGGUUACAAGAAGCGAAGGAUCAGGUUUAUAUUGCGGACUUCGAUUAUUCGGCGAGGAGGAUGAGGUUCAAAAAGUUUUUAGAAGUGUAUUCGGUAGCAAUCAUACGUGAAGAGGGUAGUAAUGGAGAUCGUGAAAUGGCAGCAGCGUUUUAUCUAGCUGGCUUUACAGUUGUUGAUGUAAAUAUGGAAGAUUUUUUGGACUCUCAAUUCUCUUUAGAUUUCUUCAGUGGGAUUGCUUUUGUGGGAGGAUUUGCAUAUGCUGAUGUUCUGGGAGCUGCUAAAGGAUGGGCUAGCUUGAUAAUGCAUCAUGAGAAAGUCCUACGUGAAGUUGACCGGUUUCGUAGGCGUCCGAACACAUUCUCAUUGGGUGUUUGUAACGGGUGCCAGCUAAUGGUGAUUUUAGGCUGGGUUGGUCAUACUGAGGAAGGUGGUGACCGGGUCGUUCAGCUAAAAACAAACAAGUGCGGACGGUUUCAAAGUUCUUUUAGUUCAGUUGUGAUUACUGAAUCCCCUUCCAUAUUUUUUACUGGAAUGGAAGAUUCAGUCUUGGGAGUAUGGUCUGCUCAUGGUGAAGGUUCGUUAGAAAUUUCUUCUCAAAUCUGGUACUGUGAUGCAAGUGGGAAGCCAACAACAAAGUUCCCAAAAAAUCCCAAUGGGAGUCCAAGAGGAGUAGCUGCAAUCUCUUCACCAGAUGGACGUCAUUUAGCGAUAAUGCCGCACCCUGAACGCUGUUUCUUGUCAUGGCAAUGGCCGUACUAUCCGGAAAAGAUGUUUUCAAAUGCCUUCGAAUGGACACGCCAGUUUACUAGCUUAUAG